Aedes albopictus (Asian tiger mosquito) is the source of this 1390-nucleotide messenger RNA. RefSeq lists its product as uncharacterized. The transcript is spliced from 3 exons. The coding region runs from base 16 to 1053 and encodes 345 amino acids. Lineage: Eukaryota; Metazoa; Arthropoda; Insecta; Diptera; Culicidae. The record is from RefSeq and is a predicted model, not a curated record.
UUGUACGGCUACCAAAUGAUUGUAUUAUCUCUCCAAAUCGGUGAAGUUUUGCUCGCUAAAAAUGAUGAUUUGUUUGAGUUUUCUUGGGCCAUGGUGAAGCUUUCUACCAUAUUCGUGUCAGGCAUGAAAGUGUUCAUAAUAAUCCAUUCCAAGAAAGCCAUUGAGAGUUUAAGGAAUUUUAUCAUCAGUGACCGAGUGUUCUCUGGGGACGAUUCCUACGACGUCAUACAAGAAAAGAAAUACAAACAGACUGCUCGAACAGCGUUACGAGUUACCUAUUGUAUAAUAAUAAUCGAUGUAGUGCUGCUUUCGAUCCCUUAUGCUGGUUCCGAAUCAUUUCUGGAGUUGCCUUCACUGUUCAUUUCCUUUGGGAAACAUUUCAAACAAAUUUCAAGGUUUUUCGCUGUUUCCCUAUUGUCCUUAGGAUUUCUUCCUAGGAUUUUGAGCAGUAUUAUUUAUAUUGGUACGCUUUUCAUGGGAAUGCGAGCAAAAUAUAUGAUUUUGGCCCAUCGGUACGGUCUCAUUUUGCAUCGAUAUUCCCAGAAUCCGGAUGCUGACUUUGAAAUAAUGAAUUCCGAACUACAAGACGCCUUGACGCAAGAACUUGAAUUUCUAAGCCAUUUCAAGAUACUGAAGAGCUUGGUAGAAAAAGCACUUUUCUUAACACAUUGUUAUUCAAUUUGGAGCAUUGGCGCGUUGUAUUACCUAUCACGAAGCAUUGAAAUGAGCGCCCUUUCGGUCUGCAUAGUAGUGACUACGUCCGUCAUGUUGUUGGAAUACCAUUUUUGGUGUCACCUGGCUGACACUCUGCAAGAAGUGGCAGAAUCGAUCGGAAAUACGAUUUACGAGCUUUGCUCUCGGAUGCAGCACCGUCGGGAGUAUCAUGCGCAGUAUGUUAACAUGAGAACGUCCUUGAUGAUAAUAUGGAUCAACUGUUGUGGAGGCCAGCUGUCUAUGGAUUGCUACGGAUUGUUUGAAAUUUCCACAUCGGCAUUCGUCAAUUUGCUACAUACAUCUUAUUCGGUCAUGAUGUUUAUGAUGAGUAUUGACUAAAACUAAUGCUAAAAGAAGUUGAACAUGAAAAAUGAUAGCAUUUAGAGGCCAAACGGUACUUGUAGAAAACAUAUUGAGUUACUGUGUUCACAUUAUGACAAGUGAUAAUAUUUUCGAACUUUUGCUUGUUGCACUUAGCUCGCUUAUUGAAAGACUUCACCUAGUCGGACUUAAAUUUUAGCUGGCAAAUAAUCUCUAACAAUAAAAUUCAAUAUAACCUGUAUUUCACGAAAAACCGAAACUUUAGACUUCGUUUUACGUAGCGGGCAAUGAACGAAAUUCAGCUGCACUGUUAGUUGAGUUCGAGUAUUUGUAAGCAAUGUUAUAAAGAAUGAAG